CCUCCGGAUACGAACGAAGCCUAAAGACGCAGUUCUCCGUCGAGCUGGCUCGCUCGAUUCUGGAGACGAACAAGGCGCAAAAAUUCGCGCGGGACUCGGUUGGGUUCGUCCCGAUUUCGACCACGAUGAUUUGAUUUCAGUCCCAUUGAGCUUCCUGCUACUUCUUCCCCCUUCGAAUCGAAACCGGAAAUCGAGCAUCGUCUGGUUGAAGUUGAAGAUUCGGGAAUCGCUUCUCUCUCUCACUCUGUCUCUGCGGGAAGUGGGAGCGAUGCUGCUCAAGGCGAUGCAAGCCCUGGGUCACUGGAGGAGACCCUGCUCCUCCUAUGGCUUCUCCGCCCUCUCUCUGUCCAGCCCCUCUCUGGGAAGAGGGCGAGGCUCGAGCCCUUCGCCCCGGUUCCCGGCAUUCUCGGUCCGGAGGAGGCAUCGCGGUUCCGGAGCAGUUCGCGCGCGCGCCACCGCUCUUUCCGGGUCGAGCCCGGACACGGCUCACUCCGCGACGCCCGUUGGGAUCCAGACAUCUGGAAUUGUAAAAAAGAUCAAUUUCUGUCAAUGGUGUGGUGGACCAACUAAGCAUGAAAUACCCGAUGGAGAGGAGAAGAUGAGAGCUAUUUGCACUCUCUGCGGGAAAAUUGCUUACCAGAAUCCAAAGAUGGUUGUAGGUUGCCUCAUUGAGCAUGAUAACAAGGUCCUCCUAUGCAAGAGGAACAUCGAACCUUCCAAUGGUCUAUGGACUAUUCCUGCUGGUUACAUGGAAAUUGGGGAAUCUGCUGCAGAAGGGGCGAUUAGGGAAACUUGGGAAGAAGCAUGUGCAGAAGUGGAAGUUCUUUCACCUUUUGCUCAGCUGGACAUACCUCGUAUUGGUCAAACCUAUGUAAUUUUCUUAGCUAAGCUGCGGAAUCCACACUUCUCACCUGGUCCUGAAUCAUCAGAUUGCCAGCUCUUUGCCCUUGACGAUAUACCUUUUGAUUCCUUGGCAUUUUCAUCCAUUUUGGUCACCUUGAAAUUGUACGUUCAAGAUGUUAAGAACGGAAGGCCGAGAUUUCACUAUGGUACCAUCAAUAAAAGGCCUGGAUCAAGCCCUUCUGAUAUUCGUGCCUAUACUCUGGACUAUCAUCUGCAGUCCUGAUUGAGGCUGUGAUGUUUCACUAUAUCUUUGGAUGACUCAAUUUGGUUUGUGAAGGCUUAGCAUGGACAUCACCUAACGGGAAUACAGAGAAAACAGAGAAACGAUAGAGUUGCAUGUGCUCUUUUUAUAAUAGUGCCUGCUUUGUUCGUCAUGCUUGGGAUGAGUGAUCAUUUGUUUAUCUGUCUGUUGUUAUAGUAUUGGUGUCUCAGUCUUGAACUACGGCAAUGAAAAAGAUGUGUCAAUCAGACGCGGGCCUGUUGUGUUCUCUCCGCUCUGCUCAUCUUUAGUCAUCUCCCUGCUAGUGCGCAGUAAAGAGAAGAAGUUUCGGAGAAAUCGAUGGAGGGAUGCUUCUCUACCCAGCGAAAAUCAGGAAAGGCCCUGAAUGCAAUUGCUUUAACUGGAGAUACUUUGUGUUUAAC
Molecule: messenger RNA, 1545 nt
Organism: Rhodamnia argentea
Lineage: Eukaryota; Viridiplantae; Streptophyta; Magnoliopsida; Myrtales; Myrtaceae
Product: nudix hydrolase 23, chloroplastic
Exons: 8
Coding region: 269-1126 (285 amino acids)
Source: RefSeq, a predicted model, not a curated record